UUGAUAUUAUUUUUCAAACAGGCUAAAGCAGGUGUAAUCAUCGGCUGUAUCGCAGUGAUUGCUGAGGUUUGUGAGAAGGCACUCAAGAAACGACUUGAGCAAGGUUGGCUAACGGAACGAGUUGAUUCUCUCAAUGAGUUAAUCGAACGUAUCCGUCAUUAUCGCAAAGCUCCACUCGCAGUCAGUAUUGGCUACCUAGGCAAUGUCGUUGAAGUGUGGGAGCGCUUGGCAGAGAUUUAUCGAACGACUGGGGAGCUGCUCGUUGAUAUCGGUUCUGAUCAAACCUCAUGUCAUAAUCCAUUCCAGGGAGGAUACUACCCAGUGGGCCUAGACUUUAAACACUUCUUCUAA
This is a messenger RNA of Protopolystoma xenopodis, 351 nucleotides long. The record is from the annotation of a GenBank genome assembly. Lineage: Eukaryota; Metazoa; Platyhelminthes; Monogenea; Polystomatidea; Polystomatidae.